Molecule: messenger RNA, 1285 nt
Organism: Limanda limanda (common dab)
Lineage: Eukaryota; Metazoa; Chordata; Actinopteri; Pleuronectiformes; Pleuronectidae
Product: G-protein coupled receptor 182-like
Exons: 1
Coding region: 1-1077 (358 amino acids)
Biological process (GO): G protein-coupled receptor signaling pathway
Cellular component (GO): membrane
Molecular function (GO): G protein-coupled receptor activity
Source: RefSeq, a predicted model, not a curated record
AUGACCAACGAGCACAACCACUCCGGCUACAUUAACGGCACGCCAUGGUUCGUGUACGACUGCACCAUCGAGCUGGACGGGGACUACCGGCGCAUCGCCCUCUUCCUGCUCUACCUCCUCAUCUUCAUGGUGGGCCUGCUGGAGAACGUUCUGGUCUUGUGGGUGAACUGGAGCAGGCGCCACUCGGCCAACGGGGUUCUCUUCUGCGUCAUCAACGUGAGCCUGUCGGACCUGAUGGUGAUUGGGAUCCUGCCCUUCUUCCUCAUGGAGGUGACCAUGGACAAGGUUUGGCUGUGGGGCCGCUUCCUCUGCAAGGUCACCAACCUCAUCUUCGUGGUCAACUUCUACAGCAGCUCCCUCUUCCUGGCCUGCAUGACCUUGGAGCGCUACCUGUCCCUGACCCGGCCCUCGGCCCCGGCGCUCUUCCCUGUGGUGGGCCGGCGGCGCUGGCUGCUCUGCGGAGGCCUGUGGCUCUUCUCUUUUGUCCUGGCCCUGUUUGAGAACGUCCAUGUGGACCUUCUGGAGUGGGACGAGCCCGGCUGCUACAUGAUGCCCGAGCACAACUACGACGAGUGGUUUGUUUUCGUGCCGGUCGUCUGCUUGCUCUUCCAGUUCAUCGGCCCGGCGGCCGUCAUCAUCACCUGCAACGUGCUGAUCGCCCGGGCGGUGCGAGCGGCUCCGGAGGUUCAAGGCCGGCGGGACGUGUGGCUGGUGCACGUGUACUCGCUGGUCUUCGUCAUGUGCUGGCUGCCCUACCACCUGGUGGUGCUCCUGAUGGUCAUCGACAACCUCGACCCCUGGAUCUUCAACUGCAACGCCAUAGAGGGCCUCUACUUCUCCUUCAGCUUGGUGCAGUGCCUGUCGCUCUUCCACUGCGUGGCCAACCCCAUCCUCUACAACUUCCUCAGCCAGAGCUUCCGCAAAAACCUGAUCAACACGGUGUUGAGCCACAUACCCAAAGAGGUGGAGCAGGUGGGAGCAGGAAACCAGCCCGGGGGUCCUAACGCCGGCGGGGGUCCGGGGGGGCAGCGCAAGCUGAGUAACGUCAGCACGAGCCAGUCUGACGUGGGAUCAUAAGAGAGAAGCUGAGGAUCGAGUCAAGAACUAAACUCAGUCUCUGAAAACCAGAGUUCACUUUCCUCUCGUUAUCCACUUCCUGUGUUUUAAUCAUGUACCUGAUCAGUGUUAAAAAGAUGGAAGCAGGAAAUGUUUGAUGUCUUUUUGUUUUCUUCUCAAAGCUGCUCAUCUCCCACAGGAAAACAUGGCGGCCUCUGAAAUAUGGCGG